CGGGGAAGCGCUGCCAGCCGGAGCAGUGGUAGCGGCGCGAAGGAGGCGCAGCCCGGCGGACCCGGCUCCGCUGCCCGUCGGCGAUCUCCCCGCGGAGGUUGGGGACCUGCUGCGGGGUGAUGGAGGAGCAUGGGUACCCUUCCUAUAGUGCCCGCAGCCCCGCUUGGGAGGAGCUGGAGUCCGGGAAGAUGGCCGGGGCCGAGUCGGGGACGAGCGGCGCUGGGAUCCCGCAGCAGCCCCAGCCUCAACCCCCGGCGGCGGCGGCGGGGCCGGCGGACGACUCGUCGGACAGCGAAGGGGAGCACGAGGGCCCCCAGAAACUCAUCCGGAAAGUGUCCACCUCGGGCCAGAUCCGCAGCAAGACAAGUAUAAAAGAAGGAUUACUACUGAAGCAAACCAGCUCUUUUCAAAGGUGGAAAAAGCGUUAUUUCAAACUUCGAGGUCGUACACUUUAUUAUGCUAAGGAUUCAAAGUCUCUAAUAUUUGAUGAAGUUGACCUGUCAGAUGCAAGCGUAGCUGAAUCGAGCACAAAAAAUGUCAACAACAGCUUCACGAUAAUCACUCCAUUUAGGAGGCUAAUAUUGUGUGCUGAGAACAGAAAAGAAAUGGAGGACUGGAUAAGCUCUCUGAAGUCUGUUCAGUCCAGAGAACACUAUGAGACCGCACAGUUUAAUGUGGAACAUUUCUCAGGGAUGCAUAACUGGUAUGCCUGCUCCCAUGCCCGACCUACCUUCUGUAACGUGUGUAGAGAGAGCCUCUCUGGAGUCACUUCUCACGGCCUGUCUUGUGAAGUGUGUAAGUUUAAAGCACAUAAAAGAUGUGCUGUCCGAGCAACAAAUAACUGCAAAUGGACCACAUUAGCCUCAAUUGGAAAAGACAUCAUUGAAGAUGAAGAUGGCAUAGCUAUGCCUCACCAGUGGUUAGAGGGUAAUCUGCCCGUCAGUGCCAAAUGUGCAGUCUGCGACAAGACUUGUGGCAGUGUUUUACGCCUGCAAGAUUGGAAGUGCCUUUGGUGUAAAGCUAUGGUUCACACUGCCUGUAAAGAUCUCUAUCCUCGUAAAUGUCCACUUGGCCAAUGUAAGGUAUCGAUCAUACCUCCAACAGCACUAAACAGUAUAGAUUCCGAUGGUUUCUGGAAAGCCACAUGCCCGCCAUCCUGUGCCAGUCCUCUUUUAGUUUUUGUUAACUCAAAGAGUGGAGACAAUCAGGGAGUAAAGUUUCUUCGUCGAUUCAAACAGUCGUUAAAUCCAGCUCAGGUGUUCGAUUUAAUGAAUGGAGGACCUCACUUAGGUUUGCGGUUAUUUCAGAAGUUUGACAACUUCAGGAUUCUUGUGUGUGGUGGCGAUGGAAGCGUGGGUUGGGUCUUGUCAGAAAUUGAUAAGCUCAGCUUGCACAAGCAGUGUCAGUUAGGAGUGUUACCCCUUGGUACCGGAAAUGACCUUGCUCGUGUCCUUGGUUGGGGAGGAUCCUGUGAUGAUGAUACGCAGCUUCCUCAGAUUCUGGAAAAACUAGAACGAGCCAGCACGAAAAUGUUAGACAGGUGGAGUAUAAUGUCAUAUGAACUGAAAUUACCAGCAAAACCUUCUAUUCUUCCAAUGACUGCAGAAGAGUCAGAGGAGUGUCAGAUAUCUGCUUAUGAGGACUCAGUUGCUGCUCAUCUUGCAAAAAUUCUCAAUUCUGAUCAGCACUCAGUUGUCAUAUCAUCUGCCAAAAUAUUAUGUGAAACUGUAAAGGACUUUGUUGCCAAAAUAGGGAAGACUUACGAAAAACCAAUGGAAAAUGCAGAGGAAGCUGAUGCCAUGGCCAUUAAAUGCUCAGAAUUAAAUGAGAAGCUAGACCUAUUGCUCCAGGCUCUUCACACAGAAGCCCAGGCUGCUCCCAUUCUCCCAGGCAUUGCUCCCCCCAUUGUGGAAGAAGAAGCAGAGGAGUUUUCAAGUGAAGAAUCCUUUUCUGAAAGUAAAGAGCAGUUAGUGGAGUGUGUCUCAAAGUCUUCCACCCAGAAACUCUUCAAAUCGAGGGAACAGUUAAUGCUUCGAGCAAACAGCUUGAAGAAGGCUGUGAGGCAGAUCAUUGAACAAGCAGAAAAAGUUGUGGAUGAGCAGAAUGCUCACAGCGAAGAACAAGUGAAUCAAUCUCCAGUAGAAUACAGCAAAGAAUUGGAUGAAUCCAAGGAAGAGGAAAAAGAGGAAGAUACAAAGGAACUUGAGUCCCCAUCAACUAAAACUGCACCAAGAUCUCCCGAUCGACGCACAAGCCGAGGUAUCCAUUCUCAGACAGGUUCCUUCUCUGCUCCAGCUUUGGCUACAAGCAAGGAAAACCUCCCAGUACUUAACACGAGGAUUAUCUGCCCAGGUUUGAGGGCUGGUCUAGCUGCUUCCAUUGCAGGAAGUUCUAUUAUUAGCAAAAUGUUGCUAGCAAACAUCGAUCCAUUUGGUGCUACGCCGUUUAUUGACCCGGAUCCAGAUUCCCUGGAGGGAUAUUCAGAAAAAUGUGUCAUGAACAACUACUUUGGAAUUGGGUUAGAUGCAAAAAUUUCACUAGAAUUUAAUAACAAGCGAGAAGAACACCCUGAAAAGUGCAGAAGUCGGACGAAAAACAUGAUGUGGUAUGGAGUUCUUGGCACAAAAGAGCUACUGCAGAGAACUUACAAGAACUUAGAACAAAAAGUUCAACUUGAGUGUGAUGGACAGUACAUCCCUCUUCCAAGCCUGCAGGGCAUAGCUGUGCUAAACAUUCCCAGCUAUGCUGGUGGAACUAAUUUCUGGGGUGGAACCAAAGAAGAUGAUAUAUUUGGGGCUCCAUCAUUUGAUGAUAAAAUCUUAGAAGUUGUUGCAGUAUUUGGCAGCAUGCAGAUGGCAGUCUCAAGAGUCAUCAAACUGCAGCACCACAGGAUCGCUCAGUGUCGGUCAGUAAAGAUCACCAUACUUGGUGAUGAAGGGGUUCCAGUGCAAGUCGAUGGAGAGGCAUGGAUCCAGCCCCCAGGAGUUAUUAAGAUCAUACAUAAAAACAGAGCUCAAAUGCUAACACGAGACAGAGCCUUUGAAAACACCCUGAAGUCUUGGGAAGACAAACAGAAGUAUGAUUCCUGUAAACCUGUCAUUCGAUCUCCCUUGUACCCUCAGCAAGCUGUUGAGUUGGCUACAGAUGAAGAAGUUGCGCAGAUCCAGCUGUGCUCACAAGCUGCAGAAGAACUUAUUACCAGGAUCUGUGAAGCAGCAAAAAUACAUGGCCUCUUGGAGCAGGAGCUUGCUCAUGCUGUUAAUGCAUGUUCACAUGCAUUAAAUAAAGCCAACCCAAGGUUUCCCGAGAGCCUUACCAGAAACACUGCCAUGGAGAUAGCUGUCAAUGUGAAGGCCUUGCAUAAUGAAACGGAAUCUCUGCUGGUAGGAAGAGUUCCUUUGCAGUUAGAAGCUCCCCAUGAAGAACUGUUGUCUGAUGCUUUGCACAGUGUGGAAAUAGAGUUGAGAAAACUUGCUGAGAUUCCUUGGCUUUAUUAUGUUUUUCAACCAAAUGAUGAUGAGGAUCCCCCUCUGGAUUAUACUAAAAGAAACAACAGAAGUACAGUGUUUCGUAUAGUGCCAAAGUUUAAAAAAGAAAAAGUUCAGAAGCAUAAGAGCAGCUCUCAGCCUGUUCAAAAAUGGGGCACAGAUGAAGUUGCUGCUUGGCUGGAUCUGCUCAGUUUGGGAGAGUACAAAGAAAUCUUCAUCAGCCAUGACAUCCGAGGCUCUGAGCUUUUACAUCUGGAAAGGCGAGAUCUUAAGGACCUGGGGAUAACGAAAGUGGGUCAUAUGAAGCGAAUUCUCCAGGGAAUUAAAGAGCUCGGCAAGAACACCCCUUUGUCUGAAGUGUAAUUAUGCUGGUGCUUUCCUUAGAGGGAGAAGGGAAAGUUGCUGGAGAAGCAGAGCUGUUGCAGGCACUUAGCUGUCUUUGUAGUUUACUCUAUGGAAGAAGAAGCACUGGUGUUUGUACAGGCUAGCAUCUCUGAAUUCUUGUGUGGUGAAGAACUUGCUGCAAGAGUAUGAAAGGAUUUGUGCCAAAAUAAAAAAAAAAAGGAAAAGAUGAUAUGUUCUACGAAGACAUUUUCUUGAUGUGCAGAUUGGCCAGUUUGGAUAAGCCCAGUUUGGUAAAUCGAUUGGUUGGUGGUGAACUGCACUGACUGGAAAAUAUAAUCAAGAAAUGAUUGCUUUGCUUACAUGCAGCUCAGUAUGCCUCUCUUUAUGCUGCAGCAAGAUGCCACUGUACAGCAUGAGGUCAUCCAGUUAUCCUUCCGAGGCACAGCUCCGUAAAACCUCCUGUGCAGGAGACCAAGAGGUUUUGAAGGUUCAACACGUGUGCCUGGCAGUACCGCAGGUAUCCAGCACUUGCUGGCCACACAGAAGGGGGAAGACACCUUGUGAUACCAUGAAUGCAAACUAUAAUGCAUGGUGUGCCUGCCUGAAUUGUCUGUUGUUCUGUUGCAUGACACAUCUGAUACUUUAAACACUUGAACAACUUUUAUAUCAGUUUGAAUGAGGUUUAAUUUAUUACUACUUGAGUGUCUUUAUUUUAUUUUUUUUUCAGUUUCAGGCACUUUCUGUUCCUCAGUGUUGUGUUUUGCCUAAAAUGUGUUCUACGGCAAAGGGUGUGGAAACUUAGCAUUUAUGCCAUAUUCAGCAGAUUAUAUAUGAUUGAAAUACUGUACAGUUAGAUUUUUAAAUAUAUCAUGUACAGAAGGUUUAUCAGGUAACUAACUUAUGAGAAUUUUUGAAAGACCGGUACCUCACAAAAAUAUCAAUUGGCUUCCUGCAUGGAAAAUGAUAAUAAAUUUUCUCAUGGUGCAUUUUAAUAUAGUUAUUCAGUUGUCUUAAACAUCUGUAGCAUAUUUGAACUUCUAGGCACUAAUGGUUUUAUUUAUUGUAUUGUUCAAAAAGCAGGUUAAAAGACUAAUGAAAUUUUUUACCAGAAAAUUUAAUUUUAUUUAUCAUACAUAUGAAGAGAUUUAAAAUGUAGCAGCUGAUUUGAUUUUUGUGGGGUAAGCUUUUACUCAUUACUAAUUAACUAUUAAUUUAAAAACACAUCUGUAUGCAUUUCUUUAAAAAGGCAUCAGUUUGUUUCUUGACAGCACUCCUACAUCAGUAGACCAUAAAAAAAUUAGGAAAAUCCAAACUCUUAAGGUUUUACACUGUGCAUGCUAAGAUGAAUCACAUGUAAGACAGUAAUCCAUGAGAGUAAACAGCUUAAAAAAUGAAAACAAUGUUUGUUUAGAAAUUGCGCUAGACCAGAAUUUGUAAGGUUAUUUACAGUUUACUUAAAUGAAACAUAGGUUCAUAAUUGAAUUUCCUGGUUAAUUUUUCACAGAAGUAUUAAUCUAGUAGAAAAAUAAUUUUCAGAUAUCUCCAAAAAAAAUCCUACUUAGAUUUUUGAGGUGAGAUGACAUUGCACCACCUGACAGAAAAGUUGCACAGAAUUGCUGUCUCCUUGCUGUUCCUAGCAAUGUGUCAUUUCAGCACAAGGAGCACACUUGACUUUUACUUAAUUGAGUAGCUUUAAUGUUUCUUGCACGUUAAAGAGUAUCUUAAUAUCUAUGUCUGUUUUCCUCAUGAGUAAUGUUUCAUUUGUUUUUUGCCAAAGCUUAUUUCCUCUGUAUAAAGGGGCCAAUGUCAAGUACUGCAUCCUGGUUUUGCCCUCCACUUCUCAUGCAAAUGCUUGGACUUGGUCCUUGGCAAGUAGACAGGACUCAUCCCCUGGAAAGUAAAAUCUAGUCUCCUCAUUGUUUUAUGGGAAAAAAAAUCAAAAGGAGCAAAACAGGCUUAAUUUAUAUCCAACUGUAUUUUUUUGUGCUCUUGCUGCUGUAGGUUCAGCAGGCACCACUCUGGGUUCUCUGUGUAUAUAACUAUUCUGGUAAACAAACAAAAGUAAAAAGCUAUGUUCUGUUAUGUUUUCCAUAAAAAACAAACCAAAAUGCCUUUGCCAAAUUAUAUGAUUUUCAUGGUGUUGUAUGAAAAUCAUAUGCAAAAAAUGGAAAGUUAUGUAAAUGAUGGAAAGUUUGUGGGGGUUUUUUUUGUUUGUUUGUUUUUGUUGGUUUUUUUUAUUUUGAUGUACUUGAUAUUCACCCCUUUAAGGAUGUUCAGAUGUCAUCUGUCAAGUCUUCAUGAGUUUUAUUUCCUUUUCUCUUUGGUUCUCCAUAUGCUUACUGUAUUUUAAUGUGUGGCGGCAUUCUAGUAUAUUGAUGUUACAGUAGACUACGUAGUUAAUCUUCCUGGUCAAUUCAAGGACAUAAUAUAUAGAAGAACUUCCUUUGCUUUCCUGAUUGUAGGAUGUGAUUUCUUUACAGCUUUCAGCCUUGCUAUGUGCAAUGCAUUAAGACAGACUAUGGAACAGGAUCUCUUCAGGUCACUGUAGAAGUGUAUGCUGAGUAUAUUAAAAAAUGGGAGCUGCUUUUAGGCAGGGAAAAUGGGCAAAUGUUGUUUGUAACAACUUUCUUAUGGCACUCCUCAAAUUACCUCAGUAUAGGACAACUGAUCAAUGAUCUAUGUAUAGUUCAUUUUUCUAAAUGACCACCAAAGAAUUUAACUUUGAUUGUCCUAAGCAGGUCUUUUUUAACGCAUGAGUAGAAAAAAAAACUGCAUCAUUUAUGCUGUAUUUAUUAGAUACCCAGGAGAGCAAAUUUUAUGCAACUCUAUGCCUUAGACUUGUGUUGACUAUGAAGUGCAAAUGCAUCUGACAGGGAGGCUCAAAAUAUUUAAUGGGGGUUCUCUGCUGAGGUCAUGGAUUUUAAUUGUGUUUUCUAAAGAUACAAUUGUGGCUUUUCUAAAGACAGUGUUACUCUCUCAUGAUUAUUCUAAUUUCCAAGUAUUGGUUUUUUUCCCUACUGCUGUAAAAGUUCCAGCUCCUAGAACUAAGAACAUAAAUAGCUACAUAUUUUAAUGAACGGUAUUCUUUCUAAUUUAAUCUUGAUGUUAAAAAUGCUUCAAAGCAUGCAUCCCAGUAUUUCAACAGAACUAAGGUAAACACAUCCCUAAAAGCAGUUAGUUGUUUAGAAAACGAGUUAUCAUAAUAGAUCUUGUGAAGCCUGAUUCAGCAUGCUAGAUUUAUGAAGACUAUCAUUAUACAAAGUUUACUGGGUGAAAUUUUUUUCCUGCUAGGUAAAUACAUGUGAUUUAUGUGGUCAGUCAGCAUACCUUAAAAUAUGAAAGGAAUACAGAGUAAUCUGAAUUUUUUUGGGAGUGGAUGAUGAUAUUCAUAUAGAUUAAAAGCUCAACAUCUCAGAGAGGGGAAAAUGAGAAAUGCAUGUUUUAAAAUGGCAGCAGGUUACAAAAUGCAUGUUUCUGUUUUGUCAUUUUCAAAUAGUAUUUUCCCAGUUCACUGGAUUCAAUUGCCGUAGCAACUUCUGAUUUGGGUCAUGCAGAUUUUGCCUUUAUAAUGCCUGAUACCUUCUUCUUAGAAACGGAAUGAAAUCAAGCAAACUUGUGGUUGUAGGUGUUAGGGAUUUUUUACAAUACUUUAAAGAAAAACAAAAAUUAAUUUUUCUUAUAUAAUGGGAAGUGCAAAUUUUCUUUGAUACAUUUUUAUGUAUUUUCCUUAACCGCUCUUUUUUUUUCUCCUACAUGUCUUUUUCUUUCAAAGAAAAGUAUUUUAAACUUGGAAGAGCAGUAAAAUGAAAAGCGUAUGAUCAAAACCCCUCCCAGACUAUCUCAAUCCAGUAUUUCUUGUUUUGGGACUGGAGCAAACAUGCUUAGUCCUGUAAAUAAUAAAUAGAAAUCAUCUUUAUCUCUCUUUCCCUGCCCAAAGAAAUUCAUACUGCAAUGUUGUAUAACUGUAAUUCAAAUGAGAGGAAUUGAUUUUUUUUUAAAUAAAAGUCCAUUUCAUAUUUUCCUAUUCUUUUUGUAGAGAAAUAGAUAACCUGCCAAUUUUACUUUUUAAUUGGACUCAGCAAUGCUAAUUCACUUAAUAAAAAUUUCAUAAUGCCUUGAUAAUUAACAGAUCUUAUUUCAAGGGUAAAAUUAUCAGUGUUUUUCAAUGCAUCUGGUCUUCAUUUUGGGAAGACUGGCAGGAGAAACCUUUUUCACACAUAAUGGAAAAUUAAUAUAUAAAGCAAACAUGAGAGGAUGUUCCGUAGUCCUACUGUAAAAGCAGUUGUAAAACUAGAUAUUAUCCAUAGCUAUAAUUCCACAGGGGACAUGUAAGACAAAAAGCCCCACAGUGAUUCCAUUUUGCUUUAUACUUCCUAUUAAUGAUUGCAUUACUAAUGUUUACUACUGUUUCUGCAGUUCUGUCUCUGCGCCCCUAAGUAUUAAGUUCUUGCACAUAAGUUCAACAGUUCUGGUAACUAAUAAUUAGCAGUGCAAAAAGUCUUUGUGAAAGGUCAAGUCACAUGAGAUGUAAAUUGUUGAGGAUAACCGAGCUGGAGCAAUUUAUUUAACUUACAACCAGGAAAUGAUCACGUCACUCAUAUGAGUAAGUGCGAGCCACAGAGAAUCAUAUGAGUAAUUCUAAAUUUAUUUUUUCACCCUGAUAAUGUAUGUACCUCUCAACUGCAGCUCUCCCAUAUUUUUUAUUCUGUUUUCAUGGGUUGUAUGUUUUGUGGUAUGAUUUUCAUACCAUCAAGGUUUGAUGCUGCUUAUUCUAACUGCGAAGAUUUAAUGUUUGCAGGAACUGUACAUGACUGUGUUGCUGUCUUAGGUAAAGGAAUGAGUUUUUGAUGACUUGAGGAAGCUGAGGAGUUUGGACAGGAUUUAAAAUAUCUCUGCUGCCUCUUCAGAGAUGAAUGGCAGCGUCAGUGGGAUUGAUAAAACAUCAUUUGGUAAUUAUCAGUAGAAAAUCUUUACUGGUUGUUUGAAUUCCUGUAUUUAUAUGUAGAAUAUUGUGUGGAACUUGAUCUUUUUUACAAAAAGAAAAAAAUUUUCUAGUUGUUUUCUACUACUGUUGCAUUAGGUUUAAUAGCUCUGUUAAGUGUUAGUUUAUGUACUUGAAAUGCUCAUUUCUGCCAUACAGAAGCCCAGUCUGUUUCUCAGAAAUUAUAAUCCAUUUGGAAGCCAUCUGGAGACUUUCAGAAGACUAUUUCUGUAGCCAGUUGGAGCUAAUACCAAAAUUCAUAGUAACUUCUGUAGGCUUAAUAGUGAUUGCCCUUAAUAUUUUAACUGAAAAAAAAUAUUUUGAAGGGUUUGUAGUUUUUUUCAGUCCAUGGAAUUAAACUUAAAAUGUCACUCCCUCAUCAUAUAUAAAUAAUAAAAUAUUAGCACUGUUAACACUUUUGCAACCUAGCAGAAUGCUGAUGAAUACAGACCCAAAAGCAUUCCUGGACAAAUUGUAGUCAGUUUAGCUGUAGCGGUUAAAGACCUACCUCAGAGCAGUCAACAGAAAAUUCAUAAAUGUACAUGGUAGAAACAUCUAUUUUAAAUAAUUCAAGACCUUGUCUCCCAGUUGACAAAAACUUGAUAAGCUCUUUGAUGGGAUUUUGAGUUCAUAUAACCUAUUGCUUAUAUUAGUGAGGGCAGAAGCAGCUGGUGCGUAAUCUAUGUUUAACUCCAGUCAUGUCUUUACUAAUGUUCUCAUGCUGCUUCCCAGCUUCUGUGUCUGAAUGACAUCCCAGCUUCUUGGCAAGCUGAGAUCCUUGCUUGUCUCUCUACUGUUUCUGUUCAGAAGAGCUGUACAGGCAGGCUAGGAAAAAGUUGUAGGGUGCUCCAAGAUCAAGACUGACCAAGGCUUCAGGCUCCAAAGGGUACCAUAGCAAUGGUAGGCUAAAAUCCUCUUGCAAUCCCUGCUGAAAGCUCUCUCUAAUGAUUACACUAACUGCUGGAAUGCCCUUGGAAAGAGAAGUAUUUUGGCUAACUCUACAGGCUGUGUAAGACUACUGAAAAUAAUGAAAAUUAUGGUAGCUAUUAGUAGGACAAGUAUGCAAGUGACCAAUCAAUGUUUUAUUCUAUGGAACAAAUACUUUGGAAAAAUCUAUUUAUAAUAUGAUUCAGAGACUAGUGUUAGGAUUGAAUAGCUCCUGAAGGUAAAAGCAAUAUGGUACAACGUUCAAAGUAAUUUGGAAUUAAUUUUUUCCAAAAUCAUUGGAAUCAACUGUUUUAGGAAGCUGUGUUUGAUCCAGGUAUAACUGUAUGAGAGCAUGUGAACUGGAGGGUGAAAACAGGAAGAAAUAAACUAAAAGUAAAAUUAGAUAGUUUGUUUUCUUUAUGGAAACUGUGUGAAAAGCCAAAAAUAAAAUCUGCACAGUGCCCCAAAUCCCUACUAUGACUAUUGAAAGAGAAUUAGCAAUUAUACUCCCAAUUUUAUUAAACUAAAGUAUUAAUUAGAUAAAAAACAGUUUAAUAAAUAACCUGACAACAUCAUUAACGGGGAAAGAGUUAUAGAUAUAACUAUGUUUUUCUCCUGCUGUUUGUUGAAGUAAGCUCUGUUUGGGACUAAAUUCUCUUUGCUGUCACAGUCAAUUAUUUUGUGAAUGGGGAGGUUGAGGAAAACUGUUUGAAGCUGCUUAGUCUUGAUUUUCAGUGAGGGAGAGCACGUGUGCUGACAAGUAGAGUCUAGGGCCUCGUAAUGAGAAUUUUAAGGGUACAAGAUUUUCCACUUGGACAGUUUAGGAAGGUUUACAACCAGCACACAGGCAUGCAGAUACUGUGAAGGUUCCUAGUAGCACUCUCCUCUCAUAAGAUGCCAUCUUUAUCUAUUGAAAUAGGCAUUUGGACUGUACCGCUUAGCCAGAUUCCAGAGGAUUUUCUACAGGCAUCUGUCACUUGUGGUGUCUGUACUUUCUGUCCUGGUUUACUGUCUCCUUAAAUUGUGCACCUGGAAAAAUGCAGUUGUCCAUAUAUGACAAAAAUAACGAUUUUUCCCGUGAAGGAGCACAGCUGGGGAACCUGUCCUGAAAUAAUUUGUUUCAUUAGCCACCCUUUUACACCAUAUCCUUACAAUCCUAAAAGAGCUGAAACAUGGCACCUCCCUAGAACUGCCAGUUACCUUAGUAAUUUAUGUGUGUUGAGGGGAUCAUCAAAGGGCAAGGUAAUAUUUGCAGUGACAGAUGAGAUAUGCAAUAGAUGGGAUUUGUACAUAAAAGAGUACAAGCUGUUGAAGUGUUUCUGAAAGGUGAAGAGGGCCUGAUCUCUGUACCUCACCUCAGGUCCUUCUUUGUUGCUGUCACUGCACACAAAUAAUUUCAUGUCAUCCAAUACUAGCAGCUACUUCUCUUAAUUCACAGUGCUGGCAAACAUAUUAGUUAGUACUAACAAACUUCUCACUAUCACAUCUGUAUGUCUAGAGCAGGUAUCUUUAAAUGUCAAGCACUAUGGAAUUGCAUGAAUGUAUUUUUAGUGUAUGUUCUGGCAUUUAAAAGAGGUAGAUUUCAUCUAAAGGUAGUCUAAAGGUUCUGAGAGGAUUCCAGCCCAACAUGAGUGGUUUCUGUCAUUAGCCAGGCUUGUAACUUAAGCUAGUAUUCUAGUCAAGUACAACUGUUAGUUAAUUCUAUAAUAACAUCCACUUUAUGUGCAUGAGUGAAUGGAUAAAGUGCAUGUGGAAGUCUUGCAGAGACCUAAUUUUCUGCCUAACUCAUAUAUUUGGGUCUGAUAGCAGUUUGUAGCAAAAAGCUGAAACACAUGAUUUCCAAUUCAAUGAAAAGGAAAACAUAUAACUUGAUUCGUACUGGUUUAGAUAAAAGUUGGUGUGCACUCAGUAGUUUCUGCCCUUUCUUUCCCCUUGUUCCUGUUCACUCCAUGAGAAAAUUCAUCAUCUUUGCAAACAUCUGUUGGGACUUAGGCAUGUGCUUGUCUUUAAACAGUACUUUAGUCCUCCUUGAAGCUUGUUCAUGUAUUUCAAUUUUAGCCUUUACAUGUAAGCCUACAGGUGAUUUGGCUAGGGGGAAAUUGCUCCUCUCAUAAAACCGAUCAUCAGAUUGAUCACUGCUAGACUUUUAAAUGCCACACCUAUGAAUGUUGUUCUCUUGCCAGUAUUUGCGCGUGGAUGUGUGUGGAUAUGUAGUAUCUAGUUUGCAGGGUGUAUGUGCAAGCACACCUGUACAUAUAUUUGUAUAUACAUACCCUGGUUUUGCCCAAUAUAAUGAUGCCAACUUGUGUGUAGAGCCAAAAAAAAAACUAUACAGUGCUUGAGAUGCUGCAUUGUUUUUAUUAUAGUAUUUUUUAUAUCAGAUGAAUUUCAGGAUGUUUACAGAUGCUUAUUAAUAUUUAACUUAUACAAUGGAGUGGCAGGAUGUUUAUGAUUGUUGUCAGCUAAAGAAUUGUAUAUGAUUCUGGGUGAAAUUUUGGCUUUUAUGAAAUCCUUGGCAAAACUCCCAUUGAUCUCACUGGGGCCAAGAUUAAACCUCUCUGAAUCUAUUGUUUACUGGCUAUUUUCCUACUGUGAUAAUUUUUUUAAAUGAGUGAAAUAUAUUUAUUUUUUCCCAAUGUGAAAUCUGCAGUUACUAUUUGGAUUUUUCUACAGAACCUGAAAACUACAACAUAGAUGGGAAUAAAUGCCUCAGAGAAUGUACAGAAUUUUUCACUGAUCUGGUCCUUGAGUAUGUCUAAGAAAACACCUUCUAAAAUAACUUUUGUAAGAUUUAAUACAGAUCUAAGAAGAGAUCACCUUUCAUACCUCUCUCCUCAAAGAGGGAAUGCAAUGUGGCAGGUGAAUAUGAAGACGUAUUAAUUGAGGAAUAAAAAGUAGUCCUGUCUGAUUUGCAUACCUACUGAUUUCGUGCAGUUCACCUGGCUCUGCGGAACUGGAAUGAGGCACUUGAGGUACCUUAUCCGAAAGUACCUUAUUGGGGAAAAAAAUGUUAUAUUGUAAGUAUGUGGCUUUAAAUGUCUUGUCAAGACAUGGAGGUAUCUUCAGAGCUGGUCUUUUGAAUGACUUUUAAUAUUUCACGGAUGAAUUAAAAUGAUGAAAAUAUAAAGUGGUAAGACAAAUCAGACAACUGCUUGACAUUAGAGAAAUCACUUGUCUAGACACAGAAGGAUCAGUUCUUUAAUAGCACAAGGGAGGAAAAACACCAUAAUGCAGUGCUUCCUAAAUCCCUUUCCAGGGUAUCUUUUAAUUGUGUGUGCUCUAAGUAUAUUCUUCCUGUAAAAAGACAUAAGGCUGUGAAACAGCUAAAUAGAUGCAUCCUAAUUUCUUCAUCUAAGGCUAAAAAUAUAAUUUUCAAACAAGAGCUGUCAUGCACUUUGAAAUAUAUGUGUUGGGAACAGGUAAGUUUAUAUUCAUUAUAGUCAUCCCCAGGGAUAGUCGGGAGUUGUAAAAUGAGGUGGUUAUGCCAAGGUUAUCGAAAGCUGAAGAAAUAGCAAGGCAAACAUUCUUCUUCAUGAGGCUCUUUCUGAAGACAUCUGUGCAAAUGCCCACCACUUCCAGAAAUCUUUUCCUAUAAUUUUGUUUAAGAAAGGAUCAUAUUCAGAUUCCCAUUCUUCCCCUUUCUACUAAGGAAGGAAGUAUGCACCUUGGUUGAACUUCCCAGGAGUUUGUUGGCUUUAGGAACAGACCUCAAAAGAAUAAAUAGUCAAGGCAAACAGUAGGCUUGUGGAGGAUAUGCAGGGCUCUACCUGGGCUCACCAGUCUGCUAAUGUGGAUCUGAUUACAAAUUUGUGGGGAAGAAACUUCUAUUAUGCUCCUACUCCAAUUGGUGGCUAGUGGGAGCAGAUGGGCACCGAAGAGAGUAGACACCUUUCCUUCUGCGUGUUGGUUAUCUUUCUGCAAUUCAGGGCUAGAGUUCAGGACACGUGUAUUUGUCUGAAAGGCCAUGUGAUACAUGAGGAAAUGAGGAAGAAGUAGCUGGAGAUCUGGAUUCUGCCUUUAUUUCCUGCCAUGGAGCUGGUGCAAGACUGGGGGCGACUCAGUUAACCUUUGUGUGCCUCACUUUCUCCACUUGUGGGAAUAAGGAUGCUCUUCACCUCUGUACAGCCCCCUCAAGACCUAUAGGAGAGCAGUGUUAUAUAAGCAGCUAAGUUUUACCGACACUAUUAUAUGUAGUAUAAAUAAAUUACUUUUGUCCGUAACACUCCAAGAAUUGCUUUUCCUAGUUCCAGUUCUCUUUGAUGACCUACUAUGUCCUGGGUAGUCAGUUCUGAAGCUUAGCAAUUGCUCUAAUACUUAAAACUACACACAUAGCAGGCUCUAUUUGCUGCAGAAAAGAGUAAAACUUUAAACUGCCUGACAAAACUUGCCAAUGAAGUAUAUCUAACAGAGCAGGGGUGUAACUUAUGGCUUUAUUUACUUGUAAUAAUGGUAAGGAACAGUGAAUUUUGUUUGUUUACAUACUGUUUACAAUGGCACAGUUUUAUUUUUAAUAUAUAAAAACAACUGAGGUAUUUAUUGCAUAUACUAUUUUAAAGAUGUUUUAUGUGUUUUCACCUUUGGAAUAUAUUGUUACAUUUCCUUGUACAGAUAAUUUGGGUGGCUUUGUUAAUAUAGCUAGUAAUUUUUAUGACUACUAAGUGACCAGUUUUCCGUGCCUUUUUAUUGUUGGAUGCAUGAUUAUGUAUUUAUUACUGUAUGGAAGUCACUGAGAUGUGUAUUUUUGUAUUCUGAUGGAAGCAAUGGUUGAUUUUAUUGUACAUGAUAAGAGAUGCCUUCCAUAAUGGGCACUCAUAUGAGAUCUUCCUUCUCAAAUAAACAGAAUGCAUUCAAUGUAUAUAA
Molecule: messenger RNA, 14601 nt
Organism: Pseudopipra pipra
Lineage: Eukaryota; Metazoa; Chordata; Aves; Passeriformes; Pipridae
Gene: DGKH
Product: diacylglycerol kinase eta
Exons: 31
Coding region: 120-3851 (1243 amino acids)
Biological process (GO): lipid phosphorylation; diacylglycerol metabolic process; intracellular signal transduction
Molecular function (GO): ATP-dependent diacylglycerol kinase activity; protein binding
Source: RefSeq, a predicted model, not a curated record